Penaeus chinensis is the source of this 378-nucleotide messenger RNA. RefSeq names its product pro-resilin-like. Gene Ontology annotation, cellular component: extracellular matrix. Bases 1 to 378 code for a protein of 125 amino acids. Lineage: Eukaryota; Metazoa; Arthropoda; Malacostraca; Decapoda; Penaeidae. The transcript has 2 exons. The record is from RefSeq and is a predicted model, not a curated record.
AUGGCAUUCAAGAUUUUCGCACUGGCUUCCCUUGUGGUCGCCGCCAUCGGCCUUCCAGACAGCCAGCCUACGUACGGUUACCCCGCUCCCACUACUGCUUAUGCACCUGCCAAGUACGACUUCAAUUACGCCGUCAACGACCCAUCAUCUGCUAACGAUUUCGGACAUCAGGAAACCCGUGAUGGCGACAACACACAGGGAUCCUACUACGUCCUGCUUCCUGACGGUCGUCUCCAAAGAGUCACCUACAGUGUGAACGGAGACUCUGGUUACGUGGCCGACGUAACCUACGAGGGAGAGGCUCAGUACUCCGCCCCACAAGCCACUUAUGGACCUCCUCAGCCUUCCUACAAUCCACCCACGCCUUCAUAUGCUUAA